Molecule: messenger RNA, 1331 nt
Organism: Rosa chinensis
Lineage: Eukaryota; Viridiplantae; Streptophyta; Magnoliopsida; Rosales; Rosaceae
Exons: 7
Coding region: 99-1115 (338 amino acids)
Biological process (GO): proteolysis
Molecular function (GO): cysteine-type peptidase activity
Source: RefSeq, a predicted model, not a curated record
AAUUCCAGCUUUUUUGUGUGUUUCAGGUACAAGGAGUUGAGACUAGUGCCAAGUUCGCAUUAGGUUCAGUUGAUCAUAUUGUAGCUCUUGGCACUGUGAUGGAACACAAUGACCCCUCCCAACUUUGUCAUGGUUAUCCACUAGGGGAUAAUAAUUUGCGUGUUUCAGUCUCUGUUGCAAUUGAGGAGAACGCCUUAGUUCCGUUUCCUGUGGGUGAUGAAAUACGAACUGUUAGGCAGGCCAUGGGGAGUUGGGUACCAUGGCCGAAAGAGCUUGUCAUAAUGUCACCUGUGAAGAAACCUGAGAGGAAGAGAAAAAAGAAAGUGGUACAGGAAGACGAACUCUCUGAGGAUGAGUUGAGCCUACAAUCAUUGGCAGCUUCCUUACCAAAUUCAUUGAGCAUGUUGUGCAUGUGGGGUGAGGUCGGAUUCAAAGAUAGGAAGGCUAUCACCAUUCAAAUUGAGGCUGAAGUGUUUGGCCGUGCACGGAAAACAUUUAUACUACGGCAAGAUGUGCACAUAAUUGCAACCAUGAACGAAUUAACUGGGAACUGCAUAGUGAUAUACCAGAGGUACCUCUAUGAUGUCCUGAGUCAAUAUAAAAUGUUGGAUAUGGUUGCUUUUGUUGACCCUGCGAUGAUUGGUGCAAUUGGGUGUGGGAAAGGUCAAGAAAGGUCCCAACAUAUAAAGGAGAGGCUGGUAUCUGCAAAACCUGGACAGAUUUUCAUGCUGCCGUAUAACUCAGAUAAACAUUGGGUACUGACUGUUGUGGAUCCCGAACAAGAAAUUGUUUAUUUUAUGGAUCCCAUGAAGAGGCGGUUACCCACCGGAGAAUGGGUUUCCAUUGUUGAUAGUGCAAUAUCUAUGUAUAAUGCACACAAGGGUAGGAAAGGCCGAAGUUCACCUAUAUGGAAAAAUUUGUCGGGUAUUCCUCCUCAACCGAACAACAAGGAGUGCGGCUACUUUGUCAUGCGAUACAUGAGAGACAUCAUUGAGGAUAAAGACUUUUCAUUUGUUAACAAGUGGGAGAGAAGAAGCAGCCUUGUUUAUACCCAAGUGGAUAUUGAUGAGAUAAGGAAUGAGUGGGCUAGGUUUGUGGUUAAUAGAUACGUGUAGGAGCCAUCACUAGCUGAUGUUUUUGUAAAGCAUGAUGAAAUUUUGCUUGUGCUGAUAGAUAUAAGAUGAAACAAUUAUCAGCAUUUGAUUCAUUCAUGCUUUUUUUGUUUGUCUAGUAGUUUAAUUAUCUAGUUAGAUGUUUGGUUGUACUUGACAAAUGCAACUAUAUAGUUACACUAAUUAUAUGGAUCAAUGUGAAUUUAUAUGUACUGUUCA